Molecule: messenger RNA, 3396 nt
Organism: Sparassis crispa
Lineage: Eukaryota; Fungi; Basidiomycota; Agaricomycetes; Polyporales; Sparassidaceae
Exons: 11
Coding region: 1-3396 (1131 amino acids)
Molecular function (GO): phosphatidylinositol binding
Source: RefSeq, a predicted model, not a curated record
AUGGAGGAUGCCACACACUCGACCCCGACGGAGUCCCUUCCAUCGGUCCCUCUGCUCACAGUGCCCUCCAGUCCUCCAGACUCUCCCUUCGUCACCCCGCUCUCGUCCCCUACCCACACCUCUUUCUCGUCCCUAAUCAACGCCUCUCCCUCGUCCCCUACCCACACCCCUGCCUCCUCGCCCACCCCUCCCAGCCACAACGCAGACAAGAACCCCCCUGCAGCUCCCGAUCUCUUCACCCUAACUCCCCUUCGCGCCCACUAUCUCAAGAAGCAGCUUAUCCAUUUGCAGUUCCAGCGCGAACUUGAUGCUCUCGUUGCCGCCCCUACAAAUAACGUAUCCACCUUUUCUUACCUCGGUCCCCCAUUCAGCCCACCUCCCAGAGAUGCGCCCCAGCUUGAACUCCCCCUCCUGCGGUAUUGGUUCCGCCAUUUUGUCAUCACCUUCCCCUUUCUCGCCGCCGCACCCCGCGACUUCUUUCCGGAGACGCUCCAGCCGUUCAUGGUCUCCAUACUCUCUCGCAACCUCUCCCCGACGUCCGUCUUAGACGAUGCUCCAGAAGAUGCCGAAGACGCUACCCGCACUCGUAUACUCGCCAAAUUCGAGAGGAACAUGGCCAUGCUCACUACCAGUGGUACCAAGCUUGUCGAACCGGAGGAGGUCGUACGUCUCACUCAGGCAGAUCUUACUAGACUCGAAAAGCUUGCAGAGAAGCGCGCUGCCAGGGAAAGAAAACUCAAAGAUCUGUUUGACGUGAACGUCGUUUGUGUCAGGACCGUCACCGAGAAGAGGCGCAUACGAAAUAGGGUGCACGAGGAGUUUAUCGUACGCACUAGACGCGCUCGCCACCCCGACGUGUUCGUUUCACGGCGGUAUGGUGACUUCAGAACGCUGGCCGACGAACUCCGUAAGGCGCACCCUUCCGAGACGAUCCCCCCACCACCAGCUAAAGACCGCACCUUUGUAAAUGUCACCGUCACAUCCCCUUCUGCCUCCCCGCCGUUGUCCGCCGGCUACUCUACCUCCGGCUACUCCAGUGGACCGCCAUCCAUGAUGACAAGUCCCGCCACAUCCACAAUACGCGCACCCCUUGUGCAAGGGAUGCCCGGGGUGUACGACCUGCCGAGCUCCAGUAGCAGCUCGAGCAGCGACUCGUUCUCCAUGCAGCCUCCACUCAGCCCCACGUCCUUCUCCAUGCAGCCUCCGACUAGCUCCACGUCGACCUCCGGCGGCAUGAACCAGCAGGCGUCACGCCUCGCGCGCGAGAAAAAUAGGCUGACGCUGCGCUCAUAUCUCCACACACUCCUCGCGUCCUCCGAGAUCGCGUCAUCGCCCGUCCUGCGCUCAUUCCUGCUCUCCAGUCCGACCAAGCUCUCGCCGGAGGAGGUCGAGGAUGCACGCCGGCGGGAGGAGGCGGACAGCGUGCGCGAGGACGGGCGCAAGCGCUUCGCACAGGAGAUCACCUCGCGAGUAGACGGACUUCGCGAUGCAGUGCGGGGCGUAAAGGGCGAGCUGCUAGCUAAAGAUGGCCUCACGCGCAUCUUCGCCACGAUCAAGCAGACGGAGGACGUGCAUAAGCUGCCUGAGAAUUAUCAGGCGGUCGUGGAAUGGGCGCGAAUAACACUCGCGUCGACGGUCUUCCAUCACUUCGUCGCGGCCGAUAAUGCGUCCCAGAGCUUUGCUGGGCUGAAGCGUAUACACGGCAUGAUACCGUACUUCAUGCUCAAGGCAGCGCUGAAGAUUAGCAAUCCCAUGGGGAUGAUUCGGGGUGUUCUGGACCUGUUCCUCGCACAACCGUUUGGCGGCCGCAGUCUGCUGCAGCGGAUGUUCACGGGUUCGCUCAUGGAGGAGGUGCGUGCGCUGGAAGAGGACAUCAAUGCAGUCAAGGUGAAGGUCAGCGACGACCCGAUGUGCGAAAAGGUCCGUCUCUUCGUGUAUGCUCCCCGCGAGAUCCAGGCGGUGUACAAGGCCGACGCUGCUGCGGAGAACGUGCACAUAAUCGCUGCGGUGCUGCGCUCCCGAGAGGACCCCGCGCUCACGCGCCAGCAGAUGCAGCGCGUGAUGUAUGCACACCGCGCGCAUAAAGAGUACGUCAAAUAUACGGAGACCCUUACCGACUCGGACGACGAUGAGGGCCCGCAGGAUGAGGCGGCGUGGCUCUUCGAAGAUCUUAGUGUAUUAGCGAAGCUCUACUCACGCCUGCGGGACCGCGAGCAGCUGAUUGAGCUCAUCUUCGAGGGCACUACUGCUGAGCUGCUCAAGGAUAUUAUCACAAUAUUUUAUGCCCCUCUGGCGCAAGUCUACAGAGCGGCUAGUAUAGCGGAUUCAUUAGGUGACGUGCAGAACUUCAUCAAUGAUCUCAUCCGAACCGUGGAGCAGUGCGAGGAUUCGAGCCAACUGGAUCCAGCGCAGACUGUCCAGGUUUUCAUAAACCUUAUUCAGCGGCACGAGCAGUCAUUCUAUAAUUUCGUUCACAAAGUCCACUCGAAAGGCGAGGGUCUCUUCAGUGCGCUGAUGCAGUGGAUUGAGCUCUUCCUCACGCUAAUGCGCGACGGGCUGGGUGAGCCGCUGUCGCUCGAGUUCCUCCUGCCACACACGGGCCAGGAGCGCGCGGACAUCAUCAAGGAGGUCGACGAGAUCGCGCUGUACCAUUACAAGCUCAAGGUCGUUUAUGAGGACAAGGACGAGAUGGCCGCACAGCUCGUGAACGGCGUCGUGCGGGAUCUCAGCUUCGGCGAGCUCGUCGACGGCGAUGUAGACGACCUCGCGGCAGAGGAUACGGACGAGGACGAUGAUUCGAGCUCGUACGAAUCGUCGUCCGGCACGGGUUCCAGUGGUGACGACGAUGACGAAGACGAAGACGAUGGGGAAGACGAUGAGGAUGAGAGCGAGAGCGAUGGGAGUACCGAGGGCAACGCCACUGAGAGUCCUGCGCAACCAGUUCGUCAGGGUCCACCCGUCGCGCGCUCCCACACGAUCACGAUCGGUCAUUUACCGCAGCUGUCACGCCCGACACCGUAUCCCAAUCGCAAAGCUUCUAUGGAUGUACUGUCGGGCUCGAACAGGCCUACCCCCAGGCCUCCACAACGGUCGAGGACGAUAUCCGCUCCGGGCACACCAUUGAUUCGCUCCCCUCCUGCCAUGUAUAAAGACGUCCCACCAACACCUUCCAGGGUUCGCACUCCUACUUCCGCACCACUGCCACGGCGGUCGCCACCAGCGGGCGAGCGGCGUCGAGAGAAAUCAAAGCCUCCACAACCACCGAAGAAGCGCAAGGGGUGGGACAUUAAGCCUCCAGAGCUCCAGCAUAUCCCGACGUUACUUCCGAUCUUUCGAGAGAUGUUGAGACCUCUGCUCCAGACGCACAAUGGCGGAGCACCGCGGCCGUCGUCAUGA